This is a messenger RNA of Saxophila tyrrhenica, 471 nucleotides long. RefSeq lists its product as uncharacterized. The record is from RefSeq and is a predicted model, not a curated record. Gene Ontology annotation, molecular function: oxidoreductase activity. The transcript is spliced from 2 exons. The coding region runs from base 1 to 471 and encodes 156 amino acids. NCBI's taxonomy places the organism in Eukaryota, Fungi, Ascomycota, Dothideomycetes, Mycosphaerellales, Extremaceae. Gene Ontology annotation, cellular component: cytoplasm.
AUGGCCAGCUACUUCGUUACCGGCGCCAACCGCGGCAUCGGCUUGGAAUUGACCAAACAGCUCAGCGAGCUCCCAGCAACCCAAGUUUCCAAGAUCUUCGCCGCCAUUCGCUCGUCUCCUCCACAUGCUCUCCAGAAGCUGGUCGAAAGCUCGAACGGCAGAGUCGUCCCAGUCCAGGUCCAAGUCACCGAUCGCUCUAGCAUUGACAAGGCUGCCAACGAGGUAGCUGGAAUGCUGGACGGCAAAGGCUUGGAUGUGCUCAUCAAUAAUGCUGGCAUCCUUCCGCUGACCCAGGGAGGUAUCGAGAAAAUGCCUGAGCAAACUUUGCGGGAUGUCUUCGACGUCAAUGUCGUUGCCGUUCACAAUGUUAUCGCUGGGCUCUUGCCACUGUUGAGGAAGGGCGAGCAGAAGAAGAUUAUUACCGUGUACGUUUUCGACCACAUUGAUGUCGAAAGGCUACACAACAGCUAA